AUGAUUCGCCACGACACACUGGAAGCCAGCACCGGUGAGGUCGCAGUCCCGGACGUGGAGGGCCCGGUGCUCCGCCAGCUGGUCGCCUACCUCUACACCCUCCAGGCCCCUCAGCUGCCCAGCCUGGCCCCCCAGAUGCUGGUAGCCGCUGAUAAAUACGGCGUGUCGGCCCUGAAGGCUCGGUGCGAGCAGCUCGUGGCAGCUCAGCUGUCCGUCGAGACUGCGGCGGCCGCAGCUGUUGUGGCGAUCAGGCACUCCUGCACCAGCCUCAGGCAGGCCGCCGUUAACUUCAUAAAGGCCAACGCCUUCCAGGUUAUGACCACACAGGGCUGGGCUGACGCAGUGCGCACUCAGCCUGAAGACAUCGUCACACUGGGUCAGCUGCUCGCGGAUCCUUCAGCAGAAACAAGCGCGCCGGCCUCUACAGACAGCAGUGGGCCGCAGGGAGACCGCGGCCGCACCCCUGCCACUGCUGCGCCGCCCACGGCCAGCCGCACCGCUCCUCCGCCAGAUGACUCUGCCGUCUCUCGCCUGCGGAGCCUUCCUGAAAAGGAGAAGAACAGCAGGCUGAUGCAGGCUGCGAAGGAGGAGGAUUCAGUCGGCGAGCUGCAGACACUGCUGGCAGCUGGUGCGGAUGUCAGGGCGAGGGAUGAGGACGAAGACAGGUGGACCACUCUCCACUGGGCAGCAAACAAGGGGCACCUGAAGGCAGCGAGGUGCCUGGUGGAGGGUGGAGCAGAGGUGAACGCCAGGUGCAGCAGCUGGCAGAGCACACCCCUGCACAAGGCUGCAUACAGUGGCCACGAGGCUGUGGUGCGGCUUCUGCUGGAGGCAGGGGCGGAGGCUGAUGCCAGGAACAAAACGCAGAGUACGCCCUUGCAUGUGGCUGCAUAUCAUGGCCACGAGACUGUGGUGCGGCUGCUGCUGGCGGCCACUCCUUACCACAGCGCCAGGAAUCAGUGGGGGGACACGCCGUUGCAUAAUGCGGCUGAGAACGGCCACGCAGAGGCGGCUUCUGCACUGCUCGAGGCUGGAGCCGACCGUCUGGCCAGGAAUAACGACGGGGAAACACCACUGGACCUCGCCAGGCAGAACAACCACCAGCAGCUGACAGACAUGCUAAUGUGAAGCUAGCAAUCCGACAGACAUCCUUGGAGUAAAACGAAAAGAACUCCAUGACUUUUGUUCAUUAUUGAAAUAUAGAAUGUGAUAAAUUUAAA
Molecule: messenger RNA, 1220 nt
Organism: Schistocerca americana (American grasshopper)
Lineage: Eukaryota; Metazoa; Arthropoda; Insecta; Orthoptera; Acrididae
Product: ankyrin repeat domain-containing protein 23-like
Exons: 3
Coding region: 1-1128 (375 amino acids)
Cellular component (GO): nucleus; cytoplasm
Molecular function (GO): protein binding
Source: RefSeq, a predicted model, not a curated record